Molecule: messenger RNA, 1427 nt
Organism: Salarias fasciatus (jewelled blenny)
Lineage: Eukaryota; Metazoa; Chordata; Actinopteri; Blenniiformes; Blenniidae
Gene: tpbg1b
Product: trophoblast glycoprotein 1b
Exons: 2
Coding region: 225-1337 (370 amino acids)
Biological process (GO): negative regulation of canonical Wnt signaling pathway
Cellular component (GO): plasma membrane
Molecular function (GO): protein binding
Source: RefSeq, a predicted model, not a curated record
UCGACCCCCACACUUCUUCCCUUCUUCUUUUUGUUCUGAUGGAAAUCAGCGCCAGCCCCCCGGCCGGACACACUUUCUGCAGCACGCGGAGUUGAGAGCUUCACUCUCGGGCGGGACGAUGAGCUGAUCGCCGCUCCGCGUCUCCUCUUCACCACUUCUUCCCAGCUUUCCCCGGAUCUUUUUCUUCUUUUCCCGCCUUCGUAUCCCCGCGGUCUCGCGCCGACAUGCGGGGCUGGACUCGCCGCCUCGUGCUCGCGCUGCUCGCGCUGCUGCUCGGCUCCGCGUCGGCGGCGUGUCCGCCGCGCUGCGAGUGCUCCGAGGCGGCGCACACCGUCAAGUGCGUCUCCAAAGAGCUGCGGAGCGUCCCGGAGGGCAUCCCCGGCUACACCCGGAACCUCUUCAUCACCGGGAACCAGAUCAGCCGCGUCGGACCCGAGUCCUUCAGGGGGCUGGAGAACGUGACCAACCUGUCCCUGAGCAAUAACAGAAUUACCGAGGUGGAAUCGCACACCUUCGCGGGGCUGCGCAGCCUCCGCUCCCUGGACCUGAGCGGCAACCAGCUGGCCGUCGUCCACCCGGAGGCCUUCAGCGUCGCCAACCAGUCGCUGCGCGAGCUCAACCUGAGCCGGGCGCUCUACAACCACUCGGCGGUGGUGGACCUGGCCAUGGCGCUGCGCUGGAGCUCGCUGGGAGGCCUGCGGGGCCUGGACCUGUCCGACAACAGCCUCAUCUACCUGCCGGCGCGCAUCUUCUCCCACCUGGGCGGCCUGCGGCGGCUGCAGCUGUCCAACAACUCGCUGGUGGCCGUCCACAACGCCUCGCUGUCGGGCCUGGAGCGCCUGGAGGAGCUGGACCUCACGCUCAACGCCCUGAAGACGCUGCCCGAGGAGGGCCUGCGGGAGCUGGACUCGCUGCCCGGCGCCACCCUCCUGCUGGGGGACAACCCCUUCACCUGCACCUGCGGCAUCGAACCGUUCGCCCUGUGGCUCAACAGGUCGCGGGACCGCGUCCGGGACGCGGACGGCCUGGCGUGCGCCUUCCCGGCGGGCAUGAGGAACACGUCGCUGCUGGCGGCCGGCUCGCUGACCCUGGGCUGCCACCAGAGGGACGCCGGCGCCGACCUGGCGCUGCAGACCUCCUACGUCUUCCUGGGCAUCGUGCUGGGCUUCAUCGGCCUCAUCUUCCUCUUCGUGCUCUACCUCAACCGCAAGGGCAUCAAGAAGCGCGUGUACGACAUGCGGGACGCCUGCAGGGAGGUGUGGGAGGGCUACCACUACCGCUUCGAGAUCGACUCCGACCCCAGGCUGUCGCAGGUCUCCUCGAGCGCCGACGCGUGAGACGACUGUCCACACCGGAGUCGGGGUCUCACGGAAACGACUUUUUUAAUCGUAUCGGCAGCCAGAUGUAAAAAUUGUACAGAUCUUUCU